CUGUGGUGGUGUUGCUCGCGCUUGACCAUAACGAAAACGAAAGUGUCAAACAUACAUACAAAUAUAUAUUGAACGUCUAAAUAAACGAGUGUUAAAAUGAAAGCGUUCGUCGUAGCCGGUAUUUGCUUGAUUAGCAUUGUUAGUUUAAGCUCUGCACAAUUCUCCAAUGGACGCGUUUUGGAUCCACCCAAUCCACAAUUGUGCGCUCAAAGGAUUAUACACGAAAAGACACCCGAUGGCAAAGGCUACUUCUUCUCGUGGCGCGACCCACAAUUGAAGGGUGUGGAAGAAGACUGGUUGACAGGCAGAAACUUCUGUCGCAGACGUUGCAUGGACUUGGUUUCAUUGGAAACUAGCUUAGAAAACGAAUGGAUUAAGCAACGCGUGGUUAACGAAAAUGUGAAAUAUAUCUGGACCAGUGGUCGUCUCUGCGACUUCAAGGGUUGUGACCGUCCCGAUUUGCAGCCCACCAACGUCAAUGGCUGGUUCUGGACCGCUACUCUGCAAAAAUUAGCUCCAACUUCCGAGCGCUCCCAGGGUGAUUGGUCGCCAAGCGGCGGUAUUGGUCUGCCCCAGCCCGACAACCGUGAAUACAAACAGAACGGUGCUCCCGAAAACUGCUUAGCUCUGCUCAACCAAUUCUACAAUGAUGGCGUCAACUGGCAUGACGUUGCCUGCCAUCACAAGAAACCAUUCGUGUGCGAGGAAAACGAUGCCUUGCUGAAGUACGUCCGCUAUACAAACCCAAACUUGCGCAUUUAAAUGUGGCAUUGUUUUGAAAUGUUUGCAUAGAAAGUAGAGCAAAUGGUGUGUGCAACCGUACACGAAAUUGCUAGAGUGAAACCAAAAAUGUUUUCUAUCAUAUAAAAUGUUAAUCUAUUUAACGCAGAUACUCAUAAGGGCAAUGCAUAUUUUCAUUUUUUCUUUCUUGUUUAUCCUACUCUGUUCUAUGUCCUUAUUUUAAGCAGUCAAAAGCUAGCAAAGUUUAUGUACCAUACUUAUAUUCGUUUGUGCUUAAUUAACUACAUACAUAUGUAAACAAGGACAUACCUUCGAAGAUUUUACGCUUUCUGAAUUUUCUGAUACUUUC
Molecule: messenger RNA, 1090 nt
Organism: Bactrocera tryoni
Lineage: Eukaryota; Metazoa; Arthropoda; Insecta; Diptera; Tephritidae
Exons: 3
Coding region: 97-762 (221 amino acids)
Source: RefSeq, a predicted model, not a curated record